AUGGUUCUUCUUAUAAUUUUUAUACUAUCUUUAUUCGAGUUAGCAGAUAUGGCUACCAAGCAACGCAAUCCAAACGCAGAUGGAAUCACACCAAUACCUUUCGAUAAAAUCAAUCCGCGAGCAAAUGAAUUUCGGCGUCUCGACACAGAUGGAAAUGAACAGAUCAGCUUCACUGAAUUUAUUCUUGGCGACACGCACUACAUAGAAAGAAAAUCAGCCGCUUUUCAUAAACUAGACGAGGAUGGAGACGGCGUUGUGUCACGUGCAGAAUACGAUGCCUUCUAUAAACGUGUAGACGACGAACAUCGACGCGAUGAAAUCGACCGCGAUAGCUUUUUCGAAGCGCUUGAUCGUGCUCGACGUGACCAUACGCCAUUCUUCCACAGUUUCUUCCCUGACGAUCGUCAUUAUAUGGAAAGAUCGGAAGGUGAAUCACACGAAAGACGGGAAAGACCUAGUAAGAACAACAGUAGACACAAUUUGUGA
This is a messenger RNA of Necator americanus (New World hookworm), 486 nucleotides long. RefSeq lists its product as uncharacterized. The transcript has 4 exons. The record is from RefSeq and is a predicted model, not a curated record. Gene Ontology annotation, molecular function: calcium ion binding. Lineage: Eukaryota; Metazoa; Nematoda; Chromadorea; Rhabditida; Ancylostomatidae. Bases 1 to 486 code for a protein of 161 amino acids.